This is a messenger RNA of Culex pipiens pallens (northern house mosquito), 2043 nucleotides long. RefSeq names its product protein artichoke-like. The transcript is spliced from 5 exons. Gene Ontology annotation, molecular function: protein binding. The coding region runs from base 68 to 2020 and encodes 650 amino acids. Lineage: Eukaryota; Metazoa; Arthropoda; Insecta; Diptera; Culicidae. The record is from RefSeq and is a predicted model, not a curated record. Gene Ontology annotation, cellular component: extracellular matrix.
GUCCGCGCGCAGAACGCGACGCCCUUGCGUAGCAGCUCGCACAGUCUGGUCGUGGCAGCCGUUUGCAAUGCAUCUCUUUCGAAUAUUCGCGCUCCUGAUAGCGGUCCUCGUAACGACUUCAGCCCGCGCUGAAGUCCUCCCCGUACUCGAAGUCUGCUCCGUUUGUCGCUGUCUGGAAGAUGUGGAAGAGUCAACCGUGGCGGUCGAGUGCCUCGGCGAAUCUCUACGCCAUGAUCAGCAGAGGAACAACCGCCUGGAUCUACGUGGCAUCGUGUGGCCGGUGGCGAAGGAUCGCAACGGGACGCUGAAGGUGCGCGCGUACUUCGCCGACCUGGAGCUGCACUAUUUGCCCAAACUUCCUACCAGCACCAGCUUGAUCGAGCUGCAUUUCGAGAACGACUCGAUCAAAUCUCUCCUCACGGAACCUUUCGACAACUUCAAGAACUUGGAAGUCCUCUCCAUUACCAACAAUGCCCUUGCUUCACUCGAUAAAGACUUCUUCACCGCUCCCAACACCCUCCUGAAGCUGGACCUCUCCAACAACUCCCUAACCGCGGUAACGGCGCUAGAACGCGCGCACUUCCAAGCACUCGAGUCGAUCGACUUAUCGCACAACAAGCUAAAGGCCGUCUCGCAUCAGCUGGUGCGCGCCCUGGAGUCCGUAAGCCUCGUCCGGCUAGAGGCGUGCGAUAUCUACAACUGGGACAGCGGCGAUCGACCCACGCGCUGGCAAGUGCUCAAUCUCAACCGGAACAAGCUGACCGUCGUUUCGGCGACCACGUUUGCCUCGUUGGAACGGCUGGAAGCGCUCUAUCUGGCUUACAACGAAAUUCAACACAUUGAUCCUCAGGCGUUUGAGGGGUUGAAGCUGUUGGAACGGCUAGAUCUGUCGUACAAUCACGUGACCAAUCUGGAGGCUAAUCUGGUCCUUCCGGAAGCCCUGACGAUGGUCAACGUCGCCGGGAACGGCAUGGAACGGUGGCCAUUUGACAAAAUUUCCCAAAACCUCAGAAUCCUGGAGAUUCAGAACAACGCCAUAACCGAUUUGAGCACCGGCCAGCAAGUUUCCGUGAUCAUCCUGAACGCCAGCAACAAUCGAUUGGACACAUUUGCCGGAGAUUCAUUCCCCGAGGUGACCGAACUGGAUUUGUCGUUCAACGCGUUGACGGACGUUCCGCGCAACUUGGGCAAACAGUUGCGCACGUUGGUGCUCGAUGGUAAUCCCAUGCAGAAGGUGUUCUUCGAGACGGAAGUGCCGCUGAGUUUGCUGUCGCUGAAUUCUAUGCCGGAGCUGACCGAUUUGGAUGCGUUUAGCUUUUGGAAGCUGGUGGGAGCUGAGUCGGAAAAGGAGCAGGACUGCGUUGAGAUUCGGAUCUCAAACUGUCCCAAGCUGCGGCAUAUCGAUGCGAAGGCCUUUGAAGAGACGUCCAUUUGUAAGCUCGACCUCAGCUACAACCAACUGACCUCGAUCCCGCAAACCCUCGUCAACUGGGACGACCUGCACGGUGGCAUUAACCUCCAGGGCAACCCGUUGAACUGUGACUGCACCGAACAGUGGCUCGUGGACGUCAUCCUGCCCAAACUCUACGACCAGGAAGACUUACAAUACCUACUGGACGACUUGCGCUGUGCAUCGCCAGCGAAUCGAGCUGGAAAACGACUCGUCAAGUAUUUGAACCAUCGUGAUGCGUUCUGCGGCGGCGGCGGAUCGAGUAGUGGUGGUCCUCGGAUGGAACGCUUGCAGAUGGAGUCCGGUUCGAGGAGGCCGUCGGCGGCGAUUGCGGUGGACAGUUCGGACGAGAUUGCGCAGGCUGGCUUUUUGUCGCGGAUUAUUUGCUCCGUCGAUGAUCCGGACUGCUUGCACGCCCACGAGGGGCACGGGUUGGUGGCGCUAGGCGUCAUUGUGGCCGUUACCUUAAUCUUAGCGAUAACGAUGGUUGUAAUUUUGGUGGUUCGAAGGUUACGACCGAAUCCGCCGGUGUCGUCUGAUGGGGUGUGGUUGAUGCGUAGCAAGUAUUGAAUAAUAAUUAAGAGAAAAACAUA